This is a messenger RNA of Engraulis encrasicolus (European anchovy), 3966 nucleotides long. Its product is annotated as tetratricopeptide repeat protein 39B-like. NCBI's taxonomy places the organism in Eukaryota, Metazoa, Chordata, Actinopteri, Clupeiformes, Engraulidae. Gene Ontology annotation, molecular function: protein binding. The record is from RefSeq and is a predicted model, not a curated record. The transcript has 19 exons. Bases 534 to 2282 code for a protein of 582 amino acids.
CCUCUAAAAAUGAGUCAAGCUGGACUUGACUGGCAGCAAUUCUGCGCACUGUGAAUAGGGUAGACCUAAUAGCUUUCCAAACGCAUUGUGCCUUUCACUUGUCGUAGCCUAGGUGCACUGUCCGAAAGCCGGUAAGAGCGGCGGAGGUAAUUUUGUCACCGAGGCAACGGGGGUGUUCCGUACCUACGUCAGCAGAAGGACGGAGGUUCCCGCUGUAAAUAUUUCUCCGUAAGGUGUGUUCUUCGUGAGUGUGUGAGAGAAAGCGAGUGAGUGACCGUCAGAGAGUGGAAGGAAAGGGGGGCUAGGCAUUCGGUAUAACGGAAGACCGCUCGUCUUGGAUAACCAAGGAGGAAAAAACGAAACCGACGGCAGCGCGCACUAGACGCAUAGCCUUGUCUACAGUAGACAGGGCAAGUCAUAUUUAGGCUGCAUGAGCACUAUGCCACGUUUACCACGGAUGUUGCGGUAGUGGGACUGGCUUUGCCCCUGAACAGUGGCUCCCGUCGACGGUUGAUUAUCUCAGGGAUUUCAGCAUGGCCCGGGUGGGAAAUGGAGCUGGAAAUAACGACAUUGAUGAGGAGUGUUUUGAAGAUGCCUUUGAUCAGAUCCCUGUGGCCUGUAAGAUGGACCUCCAGACCUCCAUAGAGGAGUGUACCAUGGCCCUCAACCUCGUCCUCAACAACAAGUUCUCAGAGGCCUUGGACCUCCUCAAGCCCUGGGCUAAGGAUAGCAUGUACCAUGCGCUGGGCUACAGCAGCAUCCUUGUAAUGCAGGCCGCCAUGACCUUCGAGCACAGCGACAUCCAGGCUGCCAUGACAACCAUCAAGGACGCCCUGCAGACAUGCCAGAGGUUCAAGAAGAGAAGCUCAGUGGUAGGCUCACUCUCCAGUCUGGUGACGAAACAAUCCCCUGACAACUUGAAGGAGGAGGAGAUGCAUGCAGAUCUCUGCUAUGCCGAGUGCCUGCUGCAAAAAGCCACAUUAACCUUUGUACAGGAUGAGAACAUGAUCAGCUUCAUCAAGGGAGGACUCAAGAUCCGCACAAGCUACCAGACUUACAAGGACUGCCAGCACCUCUUGAGUGGGGCUCAUGAGGCCGGCACGGAGACGGAGGCCUUAAGACAGUUUGAGGGCGGAGUCAAGCUGGGUAUUGGCACCUUCAACUUGAUGCUGUCACUUUUACCAGCAAGAAUACUGAGGCUGUUGGAGUUCAUUGGGUUUUCAGGAAACAGGGAGUUUGGUCUGUCCCAGCUGAGGGAGGGGGCCCAGAGCCACAGCCUGAGGGCCAUAUUGAGCGCGCUCACUCUGCUCUUCUACCACACUUAUGUCUGUCUCAUACUGGGUACGGGUGAGGGUAAUUUAGUAGAAGCAGAAGCUCUCUUGCAUCCUUACGUGGAGAAAUUUCCAAAGGGUUCCCUCAUUCUGUUCUACACGGCAAGGAUAGCCACACUCAGGGGCCAUUUUGAGAAGGCUCAGCAGAAGUUCCAGGAGUGCAUCAGUGCGCAGCAGCAGUGGCGUCAGAUCCACCACCUGUGCUACUGGGAGCUGAUGUGGUGCCACUCCUACCAGCAGCAGUGGACUCAGGCACUCAAAUACGCAGACCUGCUCUACAAGGAGAGCCGCUGGUCUAAGGCGAUCUACAUGUACCAGAAGGCGGCCAUCUUGACCAUGAUGUCAGAGGAGGAGGCUCGGCAGACUGGCGAGAACGUGGAGGAGCUGUUCAAGAAGGUAGAGGGGCUGAAACAGCGGCUGGCAGGGAAGUCCAUCCCCAUUGAGAAGUUUGCCGUGAGGAAGGCGCGCAGAUACUCCACAGCCACUCCAGUCAAACUAGUGGUGCCCGCCCUGGAGAUGAUGUAUAUGUGGAAUGGCUUCACCAUCGUUGGGAAGAGACAGGACGCAACUGAAGCUCUCCUGAUUACUAUAGAGAAGGCAGAGCAGAGCUUACACACUACCACUAACGAGUAUACGGUAGAUGACGAGUGUUUGAUUCAGCUGCUGAAGGGCUUGUGCCUCAAGCACCUCAACAGACUCCUACAGGCUGAACUCUGCUUCACACAAGUGAUGGCCAGUGAGAAGAGGAUUCGCUAUGACCACUACCUGGUACCCUUCACACUCUACGAGCUGGGACUGCUUUAUAAACUACAGGGUGACUUCGCCAAAGCAACCAAAUACGUUGAGGAUGCAAAGUUGAACUACAAGGAUUACUCCAUGGAGUCACGGCUUCAUUUCAGGAUCCACGCAGCACUCAACAGCCUAAAGAGUUCACCAGUCAGCACACCUUAACACACACACACACACACACACACACACACACACACACACACACACACACACACACACACACACACACACACACACACACACACACACACACACACACACACAGUGGUCUGGAAAAGAUAGUACUUAGGACUUUUACUUAAGUACAUUUUUGGUGUACAACUUUUUACUUUCAAGUAAUAUUUUCACAGGGUACUACUUUUACUUAAGUACACAACUUCAGUACUUCUUCCACCUCUGACACACACUCUGACACACACACACACACACACACACACACACACACACACACACACACACACACACACACACACACACACACACACACACACACACACACACACACACACACACACACACAGCAAGUGAAAGUCAGUCACAUACUGUCCCUUCUUUUUCUCACAUGCUCAAGGACACACACACACACGCACACACACGCACACACACACACGCACACACACACGCACACACGCACGCACGCGCGCGCGCGUACCCACCCACAGCCAUUCCAACAAUGUCUUUUCAUCAGCGUCUCAUUGUUGCACUCUGUAGCAGUGUGCCUUCCUGACGUUUGCGAUGAUGGUCCGAGAUGAUCACCAAAGUAAGAGGAAUGCUUGAAAUCGCAACACACACGUUCACACACACUCACUCCUACACUAUACAUGCUGUACUGUACUUACUGCUUGACAUACAGUAUAUACUCACGGUUUAACACACACACAGUCACAGACUCCCUACACACACACACACACACACACACACACACACACACACACACACACACACACACACACACACACACACACACACACACACACACACACACAAGCAAACACUCCACUCCUAACACAGCCAUACCUCAUUUUAUCACAUGUAACCUUGUAAGCACACUGUUCGCUAUCAUACACACACACACACACACACACACACACACACACACACACACACACACACACAAACACGAUACACACGAUACACACUGAUAAGUUAACACUUGGAGUCAACGGGGUUUAGAUUAAAACGGUUUUACCGACCGAAUGUAAUGAUUUUCAAACAGAGACCAAAUAUGAGUGUCGUGUGUCUGUGUGUGCAUGCGUGCGUGCGUGCGUGCAUGUGUGUGUGAGUGCGUGUGUGUGUAUGUCUCACUCGAAUGAGUGCAAUAAUUAACCCCUUGAUGGCCAUUAUGAGUUAAUCCUAGUUUCUGUGUCAAUGUCUGUAUCAUAUGUGUCUUAUUAUAGUGGUAACGUUUUCUAAGAAGCUUGUGCUUUAUUCAUAGGCCUUUAUAAACACAUUCCCAAAGUCUUAUAAUGUGUACAUGAAGUACAAGAAGCGUUGCUGACUAUUUAUACCAACCCUUUUUAGAUGCGUCCACGCAUCUGUAUAUGAGGCGUUGUCCGUCCAUUGGUCCGUCCGCCGUGAUUCAUUUUCUCAGUCAUUGAAAACUGCUUCAAAAUGAUGAAUGAAAUGACUUGUUUUAAAUACAUGCCCCCUGGACCUCUUCAUAAACCUCCAACGCCUGCCCGUAGUCCCUUAAUGCACGCUGUACCUCCUGUGGCAUGCUGUAAUAGACAUUGAAAGUGAACUACUAUAGUACUACACUACUAUGACAAUGCACAGGGCCUUUAGAAAUACAUUACGACUUGGUCAUUGCCAUUCUGGACUGUAACAGCUAAUUUAUAAUGGCGUG